AGAGUAUCCAAAAGGGAUUUGCAUAUCCACGCAUUUUCUCAGAUGCUUUAGAAACGUUAGUUGCUGAUGGAUGCACUCUGGACUAUAUAUAGGUAGACAAGACACCAGUGCUCUUUGCUUCCUCCUCGCACAACAAAGCAGCUCACUUGAGUUCAAUUCAGCCAUGAGGAGCCAGGUCGCAGCAGUAGCCAUGUUUUUGCUCCUCCUGGCCUUGGGUGCUGAGGCCGACCUCUGCGUCACGCGUAGCAGGACCUUCAAAGGGUGGUGCCACCAGAGCGAGAACUGCAUCACCGUCUGCAAGAGCGAGGGCAAUACCGGCGGGUUCUGCAAGCUCGGGGCUUGCAUGUGCACCAAAGAGUGUGUCCGAAGUACUGACGCUGCUGGUGCUAAUAAAGCCCCACAGCACCAUUUGAGUUGAUGAGUAGUAAUGAAGAACGCUUUUGUUAUGCCAGCGCAAGCUCUAGAAUUCGAGGCCGAGAUGACCAAAAAUAAAUGAUUUUGUUACUCUACUAUAUGAGCGAAUAUCGGUUGUGGUUGUUCUCAACCUAGUGACAGUUUUUCAGAACCGCCAAUGUUAAGUACAAGUAAUAGAAAUCAAUUUUCACUGACGGUCGAGGUAA
This is a messenger RNA of Zea mays, 620 nucleotides long. RefSeq lists its product as uncharacterized. NCBI's taxonomy places the organism in Eukaryota, Viridiplantae, Streptophyta, Magnoliopsida, Poales, Poaceae. The coding region runs from base 71 to 418 and encodes 115 amino acids. Gene Ontology annotation, biological process: defense response. The record is from RefSeq and is marked provisional. The transcript is spliced from 2 exons.